Dermacentor silvarum is the source of this 2167-nucleotide messenger RNA. RefSeq lists its product as uncharacterized. NCBI's taxonomy places the organism in Eukaryota, Metazoa, Arthropoda, Arachnida, Ixodida, Ixodidae. The coding region runs from base 539 to 2167 and encodes 542 amino acids. The record is from RefSeq and is a predicted model, not a curated record. The transcript has 3 exons.
GUCGCCCGUGUCAGCUGAACCAGCGAUUGCCGAUUUAGACGCCAUGUCUACCACUUCACCGACUCAUUUCACCGCCGGGUUCUAAGCUGUGAGGCGGGCUCGAAGCUUUGCGUCGCGGCUACUCAUGUUAUGACCUGAACUUCUGCAAGCGCGGUUACCAGGCUAUCACGACCCAUUGGUGCUCCUGGAAUGCAUAUGCUACGCCCGGCGGCUAUUUCAUCCCUUCUCACGCAUGGGCUGUCACGCUUGACGCAAACGCUUCCGUUGCUGUUUUAAGUAACGCCUGCACUCAAGUUUUCUUUUGUUUGUGUGCGCCUGGAUAACAAACUGACUGCGCCAAUCAACCGGGGGCCAACGAAGCAACUGUCGUCGCCACGUGCCUCCCAGCUAACCUACAAGGUGAAUCCCGUGCAACCAAGUGACAGUGUCGCUACUCCGGGGGACAACGCAACGAAGUGACCGUGGCACUUCUCCGAGGGACAACGUAUCAACCUUCGUCGCUACGUUUGAUCUUCGGCAGUUAUAUUCACCAGGUUAAAUGGACACUAACUACGCUGAUGAAAUCGACAACCUGGUUGUCGACUUGGAGGCCGGCGCAAGAGAAUUCUUCACUGACAUGCUCAUGGACACUAAUGACGCUGACGAAAUCGGCAACCUGCUUGUCGACUUGGACGGCGCAAGAGGCAUCUUCACUGGAACGCUCAUCGACUACCGUAUGCCUUGCACGGUGAGCGAGGACACCACAUGCCAAAUUGUAUCCAACCUUUCCGUGUGGAACGAGUUUCUCUGUUGGAUUCAUCUGGAGCUGCGCGAGUUGCCUGAAACCGGGAGGCAAAUUGGCCUGGUGCGCGUCCCUGACAUAUGUUUUCGUUCGGCCACCGAAUACCAUCUACAUCGCGCGGCCGCAGUACUGUAUUGGCUGCUCAAGACUCACCGUUGCGUGGCGUCCGUGCACAUUCCGUACGUGUACACUUCCAGUGAAGAACGCUCUAAAUUAUACAGAGCUGUAUUUGGGAUACUUCUCGACGGCAAUUCUAUAAAAUCUUUGACGGUAGAAUGUUCCCCGCGGGUUUAUCGCUCAAGCUUUUGCAAUGUCCUCUUGUCUCUGAACUUCGGUGAAUUUCAAUUCUUCGAUACCUCGAUUGAUUCAAUCGUGUCAACAGCCAUUUCUGCACUUAUUCCAACUACAGCAACCUUGAGUGUUCUUAAUUUGUCGGAUAUCUUACUUCAACAAGGAAGGCAAGCAAAGUUGUUCUUCACAGCGCUCAGUGCGAACACCACAUUGCGAGAUUUAUCGCUAUCCUACAAUGCAAUUCGAGAAGAGCCUUCUUCUUUCGUUCAGUUUCUUGCCAGUAACGCUACCCUGCAACGUUUGAUGUUGAAGGGUAAUUCAAGAGUUGACGACUACACUCUGAAGUAUACUUUCGCAGGUAUGCUUAUGAAUGGGGCAAUCUGGAGUUUGGAAGUCGACAACUUCAUUUUGGAUUCGGAAAGCGUUAAGCUGGGAGCGCGGUUGCUGAGAGAAAACAAAGUAUUGAGAUACUUUAAGUUUUCAACGCGUGCCACAACACAUCGUGGCCGUUUGAUGACAGAGCAUUGCCGCCAAGGGAUUCCUGGUAACAUAGGCGCAUGGCAUGAAGCGGUUUCGCAGAACAACACGCUCCAAUAUAUGACGCUGAGUUUCGGCAUUUGGAAUGCGGAGCACUGGGGAUCAUUCUUUCGCAUUUUGCCAAAACACAGAAGCCUCAAGAUGGUGACCAUUGACGUGAAAGACAUGGAAUACGCUCACUUGGGUGGUGUCGUCAGGGAACUCGAACUAAGCGGCAGUGAAGAGAAAGUUUCCUUCAACGCUCCCUGCAGGAUAGACACAUUGGCGCUUUCUGAUUGCAAGCGCUGCUCUGAACUUGAGGCAUAUGUGCGGAUCAACAAUGAACACGAAAUCCUUCCAGUUUUCGAACAGCUUCCUGCUUUAUCCCACUUGAAUACUUUGAGCCUGAGAAUAGAACACUGGAAUAGCGUGAUUUGUUCGCUUGUUGCUCAAUACAUAGCAACCACAUCCGUGCUCCGAAAGCUCCAUUCAGUUACAUUUGGAAUCCUACCCGCGCGAAUCGGUCGAGUGGUUUCUAGCACUUUCUCAGUCGCUGCGGCUCAACCGAAGCAUCACUGA